AAAAAAAAAAGAAAAGAAAAAAAGCCAAAGUAAGCUGAGGAUUACGCUGACGCUUACCUCACCGGAAUAUUCCCGACCGACGACUUGUUGCCAAACAAGCUUGGCCUUUUCCCGAAAACUAUAAAUACUUGUAUUUCUUCCCCAUUCGUGCCCUAGAAACCAAUUUCUGUUCGCCUCCAAUAGCCGCAACAUGCUCAUCGCAGCCAAACACCCACUUUCUCUCUCGCUUUCACUCACUUUGUCGGCCAAAACCCUCGUCUCGCGCUUCAUUUUCUCACCCGAAAUUGUUCGGCAACAUGUCGAAAUGGUCUAGCUUUUCUUGUCUUUAAUUCCUCGGUAGAGGGUUAGGGAUAGAGAUCGAAGGAAGGAAGAGGAUUAUUUUAUUUCUUUUCUUCUUUUUUCUUUUUUCCAUGAAUUGGCUGCUCGUUGUUGUUGUAGUUGUUGUAUUUGGGUUAAAUUGUUGGUGAUGGAUGCGGUGGAAUUGCCUUUUCCGGUCGAUGUCGCUGCGGCUCCGAAACUGAUUGGAUCGGAGGGUAUUGUGCGAGCUGGAGUUUCAGUCAAGGAGCUGGAGGCUUGCGAAUCAGAUAGUGUUUCGGUUCUUGUAAGCCCUUCAGUCCAACGCUGCAGCACAGAUGCAGCAUUUGCGAUGAAUGCUCCAGAAUCAGCUUCCUGGGAUAAGCUUAUCGACACUGACACCAGUAAGCACAUUACUCGGAUGCCCGGCAAACAGGGUGAAGGAUUGUCUGGACAUCAUCAUGGUAGGGCCAGAAAUGGUAUUUUAUUGAUUCCCAAGGCUGAAGCUGUUCUGUUAGAACGGAAAGCAGGAAAAGUGUCUAGAAAUAAUACCCCCUCAUCCAAAAGACCACGUACAGCUCAGUUGCAAGACCCAACAAGCCUAGUUGGAGAUAACGGGAUAAAGGAUGUGUCUCAUAAGCUUGGGUCAUGUCCUAUAAAAUGCACAUCAUCAGAGAAAACUCAAAAUGCAAAACAAAAGAACACCUUUAAUGGCAAACGAGGUGAUAAACGAAGUCUGAAAGUUCCUGUGAAGACUAGAUAUGACUCUUUCUCCAUGAAAGUGGGUUUAGCAAACUUCAGUUCAGCUUCUGGAGGGAGCAACUUCUUUGGAUUAUAUGGCCUUAAGUCAGAUAAUCAUGAUGUUACAAAGCUUCUAGAUGAUCCUCCAUUGAAUGAGCUCCUUGAUGGAAAUUACAAAUGCCCCAUCUUAAGCAAGGACAAAGGGAAGAAAGCGGCGAAUGUGAAUGAAAAUUUUCAGCAUUUAGUUAGAAGGGCUUGCUCUAUCCUUCAGCACCCGAGGUCUGACCAGUGCCAAAAUGGUGCGGAGAAUGAUAGCUGUUCAAACAAGAAAAUGCCUGCAUGGUUACCAAGCUCUGUUUCUGUUGAAGCAAGUGGUGUCAAUGAUGAUAUUGGAGUGCCGUCAGUUUUAGAUAUGUGCACAAGCAAUGAGGAUUGUCAUAUCAAACGUGAAACUCUUGCUAAUCCACUUGAUUUGCCAUUGUAUCAACCUAAGGAUAUUUUGCAACGCUUGGCACUUCCUCCACCUAAGGAUUUGGAUUCUUUGCUCCUGGAUGCAGCGAAGCCUGGGUUAUCAUCAAAGAAUACUCCCGAUCUACGCUCAGGCAAGCAAAUAUCUCGCCGUCCCAGCUUGCCAUCUUUUUCAUGGUCACACACUUCCAGUGGACAUUGUAGAACCAGUUCUGAUGUAGUUAAAUUAUCUACGAAUAAGGGUACAUGCCAAGGUAGAUGGCUUAGAAUAGGGACAAAGAUUGCCAGGUCAUUUCAUACUGGCACCAAUACCUUUACAGACCUGGACUUGCUCGCUUAUGAUAAUAGCCUAGUUCCAUCCGGACUCAAAAUGGCUUGUCCGGGCAAUAAAAUUUCCACACCCAUAUCCAUUGACCUUCCUCAUCAUGAGAAGGAAUUGUCAUCUUCUGCAACAUGUUCGAAAGGUUCUCUUGUUACUCUAGAAUGUGAAGGCAAGGCAAACUAUUCAGAAGAUGGUAUAGUUGCUGAGCGAUCUCCAAGUGUGUUAGCUGCUGCUCAAACUCUCUAUCACAUGGCAACUAAUCCUUACAGGCAGAACCCGAAUGGGAUGGUAAGGUGGCCAAAGAAAUCUUCACAAAAGGCCAUGAAAGCUCGCAGGUUGAAAUCGAAUGAAAAAACUGAACAACUGUCAGCAACAACUUCAGUAUUUGGGUCUGACAAUCCGGCAAGGAAUGCUGAUGAGAUAAUGCUGUCAAAGAAGCCUAAGCUCUCCAAUAUCGAUAACAAAAGGGAUCUUAGUCAUUUCAACUAUACCAGGAAAGAACCAUUGAGGUGGUCUACCCCCAGAUCAAGUAGAUCAUCACCCAACAAAUCGGUUAGAGACUCCAUGGCAGAUAUGAGACAUUCAACUACCAACUUUCUAAAGCAAUCUUAUAUGAUGCCGCCUCCGCCUGUAAGAGACAAGGGUUCCAACAGCCAGAAGCUGAGGAAGCUAUUGCCAACAGAAUGGAAAAGAUGAAGGGACCGUUUGGAUUGAUUAAUCGAUCGAAAGGUUUUUUUUUUUUUUUUUCCCGAUAGAAGGCUUAUUUCUUCUGACAAUUGAUGUUGAUUAAUUAAUGCCAUUGUCGGAUUAACGAGGAGAAAAAGAAGUUGGGGGUUUGUAUAUAAUGAUGGUGUAGGUGAAAUAGGAAUGUGGUUAGGAUUCAUGCUUGAGGUGGUGGUGGAAUGGGGAUUGUUGUAGGGGUUCGGUUUAAAAGGAUAAACAGACACGGUCCUUACGUUGUAACAUUAAUGACAUUGUAAAACACAGCAGCAGGGAAUUCUCUGUCUAGAAUCCAUGUAAUCCAUUCUCUA
Messenger RNA from Ziziphus jujuba (common jujube), 2856 nucleotides. RefSeq lists its product as uncharacterized. The record is from RefSeq and is a predicted model, not a curated record. NCBI's taxonomy places the organism in Eukaryota, Viridiplantae, Streptophyta, Magnoliopsida, Rosales, Rhamnaceae. The transcript has 7 exons. The coding region runs from base 467 to 2521 and encodes 684 amino acids.